Messenger RNA from Psilocybe cubensis, 1080 nucleotides. RefSeq lists its product as uncharacterized. Gene Ontology annotation, biological process: phospholipid metabolic process. Gene Ontology annotation, molecular function: phosphatidate phosphatase activity. The transcript is spliced from 12 exons. NCBI's taxonomy places the organism in Eukaryota, Fungi, Basidiomycota, Agaricomycetes, Agaricales, Agrocybaceae. The record is from RefSeq and is a predicted model, not a curated record. Bases 1 to 1080 code for a protein of 359 amino acids.
AUGCCCAAAGCAGCGCCAAUGACUCCCAUCCGACGCAGGAAGCUGAUAUAUUCGUAUGCUCCUGACUGGGCAUUGACAAUUGUGCUGGCCGCAUUCUUCUUCUCUUUGGACAAGGUAGAUGGUUACCGAAGAGUAUUCUCCUUGGAAGAUUCGUCAAUUCGCCACCCCUACGCGGUACAUGAACGCGUUCCUAAUGUUGCACUGUAUUUCAUCUGCUUUGUUGCGCCGUUUCUCAUUAUGCCAAUCGUCAACUUCAUCACUGUCCGGUCCUGGUGGGAUUUCCACAAUAGUUCCCUAGGGUUAAUUCUUGGGUUGUCGAUGACCGGCUCUUUGACUCAAAUUGUUAAAAUCACUGUUGGACGGCCUCGACCAGACCUCCUUGACCGAUGCAAGCCACCUCCAGGACUAACAGACCCCCCAUAUGGCUCCACGGAUUGGACCGUUUGCACGCAAACUGACAAUGGUAUUUUGAGAGAUGGGUUCCGAAGUUUCUUCUCUGGCCAUUCUAGCAUGUCUUUUGCUGGACUAGGCUUUUUAGCAUAUUAUUUGGCGGGCAAAGUGCAUCUAUUUGACAAUAGAGGCCACGCGAGUAAAGCGUGGUUGGCACUUUCUCCGUUCAUGGCAGCUUCAUUAGUGGCUAUCUCUCGUACUAUGGAUUAUCGCCAUCACUGGCAAGAUGUGCUAGUUGGCUCACUUGUUGGAACCUUCUUCGCAUUCUUUACCUAUCGUCAAUAUUAUCCGCCUCUUUCAUCUGAGCUCUCUCACCGUCCCUAUUCCCCUCGCAUCAAGAGGGAAGACAACGAUCGUGCUGUUCUUCCUACUCAUAUUGACCAAUUUAAUGGUCAAACGAACAUCGGUAACAGGCAUCAAUACUCGGAUAGUACCGAUGAUCAUUUCGAAUUGGCUGGAACGGUUCCUCGACCACCUGGACCUGGUAGAUUGGAAAACGUCUGGAAGCAAGGAGCGGGAAGCCCCGAUUUGAGCCAGGAAGAUGUUGUGGCAGGUGGCUCGGCGAACAUUCAAUCUACUUCGGGCGGUGCUUUCGUUCCUUUGAGGAACCCGGGGACAACGAUGACGUGA